Molecule: messenger RNA, 3793 nt
Organism: Zerene cesonia (dogface butterfly)
Lineage: Eukaryota; Metazoa; Arthropoda; Insecta; Lepidoptera; Pieridae
Exons: 7
Coding region: 507-1727 (406 amino acids)
Molecular function (GO): protein binding
Source: RefSeq, a predicted model, not a curated record
AAUUAUAGAAAUAUUUAAAUACGUUUUAAAGUUUCAAAGAGUCGUUCGUUUUCGUAAAUCAUAAAAAAGAAAAUAUAAAACUUUCUGCCAUUUCAAGAAAAAAUCAUUUAGUCGUUGAGUUGGCAAGAUGUCAGACAAGGACACCCUACUAGCGAGGGAUCUCUCGCCAGGACCACUUUUGAGCUUAGUUGCAAUUUCCUUAGCUUCCGCUUAAGGAAUUGCCACCCUAUGUCAUGAAGAUAGAUCUUAUUUUAACAAAACAAAUAUUUUUGGUGAUGGAUGCUGUAUAUCAAUAAUUUAACCCGUUUUAUGUUUGAUCGUCAAUCAAUGUCAAAACUGAAAACAUUACUACAUUAGCAUAUGCCGUAUAAUAUAAACAAAACGAACGCCCCUUUACUUGCCUAAUAUCUGAGGGAAACCACAUUAGGCAAUUACAGAAAAAUAAGAAUACAUCAAUACAAUUAUACGAUUCACCUACUCUUGUAAUUAGAUAGGCGAAAUUAAAUAUGGCUUGUGCAAAUAUUCAAGAUGAAGAUUAUUCUCUCUGGAAUAGUUGUCCAGCAGAUGUACUGUUGCUUAUCUUUAAAUAUUUAGAUUUGGAAACACUCACAGCAUGCUUUAAAGUCAACAAGGUUUGGAGAGACUUGGGAAUGUAUUACUGCGAUCAUUAUAAAUUAUGGGACAAAAUCGUAAAAGAUUGUCUUUUUAACAGUGGAGAAAGUUUUAAACAAAAAUCAACCAUGAACAGUAAAGAAAUCUGUCUAAAUGCUUUAUUAUGGCAGGAUGUAUCAAAGGCAAAACGAGUUAUAAAAGAUUAUUACCAAAUGGAUGAAAUUGAACAUAUUCAUGUUACCAAAGACACACUAAUUGUGGUUUGCAAAAGCUGUGUAAAGUUAUUGAAUGUAAAUAACUUCACUUUGAUAAAAACACUGGACAUUCAAUGCGCUGAUUAUCAAGAGUCUACAACCUUGUACACAAUACUCAGUGCACCUGUACCUGGAGUAGAGGAGUGCUUUGCUUUGAGAAUAAAUAAAAAAGGAAAUUGCCAAUGCAAUGACAGUCAAUUUUAUCAUCCGAUUCCCAAGACAACUCUAUACAGUGUACAUGACAAAGGUUGUUACUUCUUUGACGAAAGUUACACACUGUGGGUGUUCGCACCAAAGUGUGGCCGGCAUUUGCGUCUUCUCGGCCGAUACUUUGGACACAGAGAGACCGUUCAUAGUGUAACUGUUCACACAACUGGUGUAUACAUCUACCUGCUUAACGGCAGUGUACUGUAUGUGGAUAGGUCCCAGAAGAAUAUGAGCAUAAUAUUUCGUGUGAAUGCACCAGGAUGGAUAUUUGAUUUGGUACCAUACAGUUUUGAUCGCUUCACCCUUGUUUAUGGAACAAGCGAGUCACACACUCCGAGUAUAUAUGAGAAUAAGCUAUGGGAUGCAAAAGUUUUGGUAUUUCCUAACCUGUCGACAGUCACCCAGCACGGCGAUAUAUUACUGCUAGGCUUUAACGAUGGAGCGUUCGGCAUAUACAGGCCGAGCACUAUGUCCACCGAGCACGGCGGGGGGCCAGAAAGACGGUUCCGUAUACAGUUCAGUGACCAGCCACCCGUCGCCAUCCGUGAGAUAGAAGUACAUGAAACUUUCGCCAAGCAAACCAUGUUUGCGCUCAUUGGCAACCGUAUUGCUAAAAUCGUAAUGUCCUACCCGCAGUUCUAUGAUGUUGAAUAGAUUUAAGUCGUACAUUGUUUUUUUUUUGUUUUUUCUAUAAAGCACAGUCAUACACAAAUUUUGUGCGAAAUGUAGGUAAGUUUAAUUUAUUCAUAUUUAUUAAUAUUUAUUACAUAUAAUAUGUAGGUACAGGUUCCUCUAAUUGAUUUAACCAUAUUAUGUUUAUAACACGUAAAGGUAUAUAAAUAAUGUCCCUAAAAUAAUUAAAAUAAGUAGAAGCAAAAAUUAUUCGAAAUAUCUAAUAGCGUGUCGAGAUUUUCCAAUUAUGUUCCUCCGGGAAUCUAUCGCUGUAUCUGGCUAUUCUUCUUUAGCAGAUUUAGAGCUUACCGAGAAUAUACAAACGGACACGCAGUUUUUCAUACCUAAGUAUGUUUUGUACAUAAAUUCCAUAGACAAACUAGUAAUCUUGUCUGCGUCAUUUCACUCGCUUUAAGCGAUAAAAGGGACAAAAUUCAGCUCAAUAAGCUUGAGCGAUUUCAGAACUUGUACCUCCUUAUUAUAUACCUUAUUAUUUUUGGAUUGUGUAACGUUUGCGAUCUUUGCUUAUCGUAACAGGUUGAAAUUGUUGGCUCCCAGAUAUCGCGAGCGUCUCGAUACUCAUGUUCUUCAUUUGUUUUAGGGAUUAUUAUUUGAACACACAAAGCCUUCUUUUGUUAAAAGUAACGUAAAUAACCGAUUGAGAAAUCGAAAGUUGUAUCUUCGAUGUUAUUGAACAUAAAACUUUUCUUAUUAUUCCUCGUUCGUAGUUUAAGCUAUAAGGUUAUCGAAUGAUCUACCAAUAGUAUAAUUUUAUAAUUUCCGUGGCUAUACGAAAAGCUACAUUUCAAUACAGAAUUAAUACCUACUUAAAUGGGUUUUGAUGAAAAAAGUAUUAUAUUUUUAUGCAUUUACUAACUGAUACAUAGAUUAUACGUACAUAAGAUAAUGGUUUUUAGAAGCUAAUAAAAGUUUAAUAAUUCACCAUACUAGAAUAACAUGUCAAUUUAUUUCACUCAGUUAAAGACAUAGGUAGGUAUACAAAAGUAACAAGGAGGGUAAACUGAAAACAGUACUGAAUCCAGUGUGGGAAAUCACAGAGUUACAUAGUAACUUAGGUCACCUACCGCCAUCACUCCUACACUGGAAUUUUAGACGUAAGAGUAACUCCUCAGAUCUCAUUAUACAUUUAAGAUACGAACAUUAUAAUAUACUAAAUGGAUGUUCACACAAAUGUAGCAGUGUGCCAAAAAAAUAUUUUUAAAAUAUGUAGCUACAUACUUCUAAAAAAAAAUGUUUGGAACUUAUUUUCUGCGAUAGCCGAACUUUAUAACGAAAUAUAUUAUUUUGGUACAAUUUCAAUAUUAUUUUCAAGAAACUUUUUUUUUAGAACGUGUGAUUCUUUUGUUCAAAUAGUUGUUGAGAAAGACAUAUCUAUGAUAUUUAUCUUAUAUAUAUCUACCUAUAAGCAUUUAACGUAUUUAGUCUCAUACGAUCUCAAUGUCUAUUUAACCAAAUUAUUAUAAGAAUACCUAAUAGUAUAUAAGUGCUUUAAAAUAACUCCUAACGUUAGAUUAUUUUAAUUGUAUUCACUAUUAGGUAAACAACUUUUAACUUAUGUUAUGCUUUAAUAUUGUAUGCGAUACAAAAAUACGCGUGAUUAAAUUUAGAUAAAUAUAGAUACUAUAAGAACUUUACCGCCUGAAAUAAUGAUAACAGAAAGACUGGUUGGGUAAUGUGCUAUGGUGUUCGGUAUUUGAUGGGCAAAGUGAAGAGUAAAAUUCUAAAAGAAUGGUUGUCUGAGCUUUCCUUCUAGAAGAAAAAAGAAUAGUUUAUAUCGUUUAUAUCUCUCUCUUUCUAACGUGUUAUAAAAGACAGAUUUGUUUUCGCAUUUUUUUGAUAUUACUUUGCAUAUUAUAUUAUUUGUUAUGGAUAUUUUUCUAAUAAGGAUAUUUUAUACCUUGUUGUUCUCGUAAAAACAAAUGUUUUACUGUUAAUCUAGAUAAUACUUUAGUCACUAAGGUAUGUUUAUGAUACAUACUUAUCUUAACGUGUAUGUUAUUGGGAAAUAAAGAAAAAUAUGAAGAGAA